Trichosurus vulpecula (common brushtail) is the source of this 2259-nucleotide messenger RNA. RefSeq names its product meprin A subunit beta-like. Lineage: Eukaryota; Metazoa; Chordata; Mammalia; Diprotodontia; Phalangeridae. Gene Ontology annotation, cellular component: membrane. Gene Ontology annotation, molecular function: metalloendopeptidase activity; protein binding; zinc ion binding. Gene Ontology annotation, biological process: proteolysis. The coding region runs from base 1 to 2259 and encodes 752 amino acids. The record is from RefSeq and is a predicted model, not a curated record. The transcript has 15 exons.
AUGGAUUCACAGUAUUUGCCUUGGCUUCUGCUCUGUGAGGCUCUCCUUGUGGUCUCUGGCAUGACUUUACCUGGAAGCUUUGUAAUAGAUGUUGAUGGUGGCAAGGAUCAGGAUAUAUUUGACAUAAAUGAUGCUUUGGGACUGAACCUUUUUGAGGGAGACAUUGACCUUGGUGGGAGAGACAGAAGUACCAUUGUUGGCGAUCAAUAUAGAUGGCCUCACGUCGUCCCUUAUGUCCUUGGAGAUAGUCUGGAAAUGAAUGCUAAAGGAGUUAUCCUGCAAGCAUUUGAACGGUACCGCUUGAAAUCCUGCAUCGACUUUAAACCAUGGGAAGGAGAAGAUAAUUAUAUUUUCGUGUUCAAAGGAAGAGGGUGCUCUUCUUCAGUAGGAAAUGAGCGUGUUGGCCAGCAGACCCUUUCCAUAGGAAGAGGCUGUGACGUAAUAGGUGCAGUUCAACAUGAGUUCCUACAUGCCCUGGGAUUCUGGCAUGAGCAGUCCCGUCCAGAUCGAGAUGACUAUAUUAUAAUAAUGAAUGACAGAAUUUUGCCAGCUCAGUGGUACAAUUUCUUCAUUCGUGAUGACGCUUCAUCAAACUCCCUGGGUGUUCCCUAUGACUACACAUCUGUGAUGCACUACAGCAAAAACGCCUUCCGAAAAGGCACAGAACCAACAAUUAUAACCAAAAUCCCUAAGUUCCUUGAUGUGAUUGGACAACGUAUGGAUUUAAGUAAUUAUGACGUUGAAAAAUUGAAUAAACUCUACAACUGCUCUUCUUCCAAAACCUUUUUGGAUUCAUGUGAUUUUGAACUGGAAAAUAUCUGUGGAAUGAUUCAAAGCUCAGAAGAUAAUGGUGACUGGCAGAGAGUUUCACAGGUGCCUGGUGGGCCUGACACUGAUCAAUCAUAUCUGGGCAAGUGCAGAGGCUGUGGUUUCUUUAUGCACUUCAACAGAAGCUCUGUGAAUGCUGGGGAAAAGGCAAUCCUGGAAAGCCGCAUAUUUCAUCCCAAGAGAGCGUUUCAGUGCUUGCAGUUUUAUUACUACAACAGCGGUAACAAAGAUGAUCAGCUCAAGAUCUAUGUCAAGGAGUAUACCUCAGAACAUGAUAAUGGCUCUCUUACUCUGGUGGAUAAAGUAAAAGAUCAACCCAUUGGAACCUGGCAACUCUAUCAUGUACCAUUGGCAGUUUCCACCAAAUUCAGGGUGGUAUUUGAAGGAACUCGAGGUGUUGGCACAUCAGCUGGUGGUCUCUCCAUUGAUGACCUCAACCUUUCAGAAACACGCUGUCCUCAUCACCUUUGGAAGAUAAGCAAUUUCACACAACUCGUUAGCUCAAGGGGAAGCAUUGUUAGCCCUCCAUUUUAUUCUCCUACUGGCUAUGCCUUUCAAAUUUUGUUGGAUUUAAAUAAUCAGACUAAGAUAGGGAUAUAUUUCUUCCUGAUCUCUGGAGCCAAUGAUGAACAAUUACAGUGGCCAUGUCCAUGGCAACAAGCCACAAUGACGCUAUUGGAUCAAGAUCCUGAUAUUCGUCAGCGCAUGUCCAACCAGAGGAGUGUGACUACAGAUCCAUCUAAAAAAAUUGAUAAUGAAAAUGGAACCUUUUUUUGGGACAAGCCCUCCAAAGUAGGAGAGACGGCAACUUUCCCUAAUGGAACGUCAUAUAGCAGAGGUCGAAGAUAUGGAACCAGUCACUACAUAACUCACCAAAGGAUGCGAAUCAGAGAUUUUGUCAAAGGAGAUAAUAUUUAUGUGCUUCUGACUGUGGAAGAUAUAUCGCAUCUCCUUUUCACUGAGCCGUCAUCUAUCCCUACGACGGAGCCAGUGCCUCCAUCAAAACCUAACAUAAGUGUCUGUGAAGGAUUCACCUGUGAGAGUGAUGGUAUCUGUGUUGUCCGCAAUAACAAACCAGAAUGCAGGUGUCAAUCAGGUAAAGACUGGUGGUACAUGGGAGAAAAAUGUGAGAGGAAGGUCUCCAUCAAGGAAGUCAUAAUUAUAGAAGUUCUAUGCCCUGCAGUUGUGUUUGUUGCUAUGCUGACAGUGCAUCUUGUGAGUGUCGACUAUGUUAAGAAGAAAUACAGCCUAAAGAGCAAUGUCAAUACCAUAAAGCUUACCAUAAAGCAAAACAACCAAUUUUGUCAACAGACUUAUCAUCUUGGAGAUAAAAUGUACCUGAAAAUUUUAUGGAGUUUACAAAUUGUUUUAUGGAUGUCAAAUCUGAGGCUGAGAGAUUUCACAGAGGCCGACAGCGGAUACAAUGAGUAA